UUCACAUCAAGACCUAAGUCUCUCUGACAGGUUGCGCAGUGAUGUCUGGGUUGGCUGCGUUGUGUUUCCUGCUUCUGCAGACUGGAGCUUCUGGGUUUGGGUUAUCCAGUGGAGAAUCUCUGAGUCAUCAGGAGAUCACUAAGAGAGCAAUCUUAAAUACCACUGCGCAGACAUGUCGUGCUCUGGCCCUGGCUGAGGGCAGAGACUUCACUUUUCCUUCUCUGACUGUUGAUGCUGUUGCUGCUGCCUGUGAAGCGCCAUCCAAGAGCUUCCUCCAAACCAUCCAACUGAUCCAAUCAAAGAAUCAACAAGUAGACUCAACUCUUUUCAACCAAGCACAGUAUCACAUGGACGAUGAACAAAUUUUGGAGGGAAGGAAAAUCAUCACAGAUGGAUUGGCAGCUGUGAAGGCCAACAACAGGGAACAGAACUUUGAGGCUGCCAGAGAAAAACUGGGACAAAUCUUACACCCUCUACAGGAUUUCUACAGUCAUAGCAACUGGGUGGAGAUGGGAAACCAACUCCCAAACUCCAAUCUGAUCAGAUCAGACACCAGCGUUGGCAACAUAGCAGCUGAAAGCAGAGCAACCUGUCGCGACUGUAAUGGAGACGACUGCAGGAACAACAUUUUGGAGGAUAUUCUCAGGGAAAAUAUACUAACCACAGGAUACUUUAAUUUUGUGUCUAAACCGAGAGGAAAAUGCAACCAUGGAGAUGAGCAUGAUAGAACAAGUAACAUUGAACCUAAAGGUGGGAUCAAUAAAGACACUUUGGACUCCAGCCAUGGACACCUCCACAUGGAAGCUGCAAAUGUGGCAAUUGCUGCAACCAGUGAGCUCCUGGAGGACAUUCGAGGGGCUGCUGGUGACAAACCAUUCCUCCAGAUGAUGGGAAUCUCAAGAGGAUCCAGUAAAGCUCUUUGUUUUGUGAUCGACACGACAGGAAGCAUGAGUGAUGACAUUGCAGCAGUGAGGACUGUCACUUCUGAUAUAAUUGACAGGAGAGUGGGAACACAAGACGAGCCCUCAGUUUACAUUCUUGUACCUUUCAAUGAUCCAGAUUUUGGGCCACUGACAAGGACAACAGACCCAGAAGUCUUCAGGAAUGCUAUUAAUUCACUAACAGCAACUGGUGGAGGAGAUGCUCCAGAAAUGAGUCUUUCUGGGCUUCAGCUGGCAUUAACUAGUGCUCCUCCCAAUUCUGAGAUCUUCCUCUUCACUGAUGCAGCUGCUAAAGAUGUACACCUGAGAAACACAGUGCUCGCACUCAUCGGGCGAACCAACACGGUGGUAAACUUCAUGAUAACUGCCGUUCUGGGAUUUCGUCGUCGUAGGCAGAGUGAUGAUAGCCUCCAACAACAACAGCAACAACAACCAAAAAGUCGAAUGGUGAGAUCAGAUGCUCAGCUGUACAGAGACCUGGCUCAGGCUUCAGGAGGUCUGGCUAUCCAAGUCUCAAAGAGUGAGCUCCUUGAAGCCACCAGCAUCAUAACACAGACAUCCAGCUCCUCUCUGGUGACCCUUCUGCAGGCAGCCAGGAAUCCAGGAAAGGCUGAAAAUUUCACCUUCACCGUUGACGAGUCGGUGAAAAACCUCACAGUUUACAUCACUGGGAACUCUGUGACCUUUACUCUUAUCAGCCCCUCAGGUGUGUCUCAGGAAAGCACCGACACGACAGGAUCACUGAUCACUGCAUCCCAGUCAGUGGGAAACUUCAAGACUCUGCAGCUAAAACAACAAGUUGGACUGUGGGAAAUUCAAAUGGUGUCAACAAAUCCCUACAUUCUGAAGGUUGUAGGUGAAAGUCCCAUUGACUUCCUGUUUAACUUUUUGGAGGAAUCGCAGGGCCCGUUCGGAGGUUUUGAUGUCGUAGACAAUCGUCCCAGAGCUGGUGUUAAUGGCAGCCUGAUGGUGACAGUGACCGGGAGUGAAUCCGCCACAGUGACAGAAGUCAUUCUGGUUGAAUCGUCUGGGUUCGGAGAGGUUAAUGGCAACGUGGAGGCUCAGGGUGGAGGAGACUUCUUGGCUCACUUUGACAGGAUACCAGCAGAGGAGUUUGUGGUGCUUGUGAAGGGGCAGAGCAAUAAUGGUUCCCCCAGAAUGUCCUCUGCAAACUUUCAAAGGCAGUCCCCCACCAACAUCAGAGCAUCUGCUGUGGCUGUUACUUCUCCUGAUUCAGACAGCGUCUUAGUUCCAGGAACACCACUUUCAGUUCCCUUCACUGUGAUGACGAGUGGUACAGGAGGAACCUUCAGCAUCCAAGCUACCAAUGACCAAAGUUUUCCCUCGACUUUCCCGUCCAGUUUAAUGCUGGAAACUGACGGCAGUGCCAAUGGUACAGGGACCCUCACAGCACCUCUCAACACUGCGUCUGGUACUGUCGUCACCCUGACCAUUUCGGCCGAGGCUUCAGGAGCCACAGACACCAACUACGUCGUGCGGCGUUUCACUGUCCUUGAAACGGUGACUGAUAUCACUAAGCCGGUGUGUGAGCUGCCCAGCCUGCAGUCCCUCUGCUCUGAUAACUGCGUGUUAUCGAUGUGGGAGCUCUCAGUUCAGGUGACUGAUGGUGCUAAUGGGACGGGUGUCGACCGUAUUACCCUCAGACAAGGCAAUGGGACCUUGAACACCAGCCUGGCUGCUGACAAUGAGAACAUAACCCUGGUUUCCUACAGUGCGUCUUGCUGUUCACCUGAUGUGGAGCUGGUGGUUGUGGAUCGGGUGGGUAAUGUAGCCACAUGUUUCUACAGCGUCCGGACCGUCGCUACAACCACAAACACUCCCACAACUACAACCACUCCCACAACCACAACUACUCCCACAACCACAAACACUCCCACAACUACAACCACUCCCUUAACCACAACUACUCCCACAACCACAAACACUCACACAACAACAACCACUCUCUUAACCACAAACACUCCCACAACCACAACUACUCCCACAACCACAACUACUCCCACAACCACAAACACUCCCACAACUACAACCACUCUCUUAACCACAAACACUCCCACAACCACAACUACUCCCACAACCACAACUACUCCCACAACCACAAACACUCCCACAACCACAACUACUCCCACAACCACAAACACUCCCACAACCACUCCCACAACAACAACCUCUCCCACAACCACAACUACUCCCACAACCACAAACACUCCCACAACCACAACCUCUCCCACAACAACAACCUCUCCCACAACCACAACUACUCCCACAACCACAAACACUCCCACAACCACAACCUCUCCCACAACAACAACCUCUCCCACAACCACUCCCACAACAACAACCUCUCCCACAACCACCAUUCCCACAAUCAUGACCACAACCACUCCCACAACGACCACUCCCACAAUCAUGACCACAACCAAGACAACUACAACCACCAAUACUCCACAGCGUCCAACAGUAGCAGCUGUUGAGUCUUUGUCUACCAGAGCUGUUCAGUCUUUUCUUCUUUGCCUUAGCAUCACGGUCCUGGGGCUCAGUUUAACAUUUUAACUUGGGGUCAACUGAGUGCUUACAUGUUAGUGUUGGGGUGAGAUACAUUUAAAAAUGUGCUUUUGGCUUUGGAAAAUAAACUACAUACUCUA
Epinephelus fuscoguttatus (brown-marbled grouper) is the source of this 3607-nucleotide messenger RNA. RefSeq names its product von Willebrand factor A domain-containing protein 7-like. The transcript is spliced from 16 exons. The record is from RefSeq and is a predicted model, not a curated record. The coding region runs from base 42 to 3515 and encodes 1157 amino acids. NCBI's taxonomy places the organism in Eukaryota, Metazoa, Chordata, Actinopteri, Perciformes, Serranidae.